UUAGCUGACCCGGAUGCAGAAGCCGUUUCUCCACCGGAUAUUGCCGCGAAUCUGAGGUCAGGAGUUCUCUCUCACAGCCAUCUUGGAAAUAGCGUCCUGAGUCGCGACCAUGCCCGGCGAAGCAACAGAAACGGUCCCAGUCACCGAGCAGGAGAUGCAGCAGCCUCAAGCAGAGACUGCUCCACCUCCUGCCCCAGCUUCCGCCCAGCACCCUCAGGUAGCCUCUGGCUCCGCCAAAGGCAAAGGUGCCAAGAGUGGGCAGGGUUCUUCUGCCCCAAAGGCUGUUCCUGGCAGAAGAAAGCGUUCUUCUAUGUCUGCCUCUUCCGCUUCGCCCACUUCACCUAAAUCUACUCCCUCCUCUACUCCCCGGUCACCUGUGGUGUCGCCUCUGGCUUCCUCGGCUGGUAGCUCCGCCCCAAAAGUAGUUAAGGCUGGCAAACAAGGAAAGGCCAAGAAAGGAGAGGCGUUUGAGCCUGCUCCUGUUCAGGUUGACCAGAAGGUCGCUGAGGUAAAGGAGAAGCCAAAGGAGCCUAGCCUGAAGAAAUCUACUGAAGCCAAGGCUGUCCCAGAUGAGUCUAAAUCUCAGCCACCGCCUGCAUUUAAAGUCACUCCAAAGCCUGCUGUUGCAGCACCAAUUUCCUUUGCUGACACUAUUGCUACCAGUCCCCCAAAAUCAGGUGAUGGGGUUGUUUCCUCAAAACCAGCUCCCCUUAUGCUCGACGAUGAGCUUCCUCCACUUAUCCCACCUCAGAAGCCUGUUAAAGUGUUAGUCUCUACUCCUCCUGUUGCCAAAGAGAGUCCCAAACCUCAGGGUGAUACGUCCGCCCCUGCAGACGUCACUAAAGCCAAGACGGGUACUGUGCCCAAACCUUUGCCUGUUGAAGCUCCUAAGUCACCAACCCCGGUGAAAGCUGUAGCUGAGGAGGCCAUUAAGCCAGCUUCUAAGGCUGCGGCCGGGAAGACUGGCCAAAACAAACCUGCUGCUGGGUCUGCAAAGGCGUCUGAUGAGACUAAAUUGAUCUCUAACGUGGCCCCUAAACAGGUCGAGGACAGUAAAGCUUCGACUCCUAAAGGUACAAAGCCAAAUGCAGGUGUAAAAUCAGCCCCGGCUGAGGCUGACAAGCCAGCAGCAGUGCACAAGAAAGCAGAGGUUAACAAACAAGCCCCCGAAAAGGGUGCCGUGGAAGUUCAUGAGGCUAAACUGGUUGACUCAAAGGUAACAGCUGCUGAGGCACCCAAACAAGCCAAACCGGUGGCUGCCGAUGCUCCUAAGGCAGCUUCUAAAACUCCAAACCAGGCCAAGUUGACUGAUGCACCUAAGCAGGCCAAACCGGCGGCCAGCGAGUCCCCCAAGCAGGCCAAACCGGAGGCCCCCAAGCAGGCCAAACCGGAGGCCCCCAAGCAGGCCAAACCGGAGACCCCCAAGCAGGCCAAACCCGCGGCCACAGAGCCCCCCAAGCCGGCGGCCAGCGAGUCCCCCAAGCAGGCCAAACCAGAGACCCCCAAGCAGGCCAAACCAGAGACCCCCAAGCAGGCCAAACCGGCAGCCACGGAGUCCCCCAAGCAGGCCAAACCAGAGGCCCCCAAGCAGGCCAAACCGGCGGCCACAGAGGCCCCCAAGCCGGCGGCCAGCGAGUCCCCCAAGCAGGCCAAACCGGUGUCCAGCGAGGCCCCCAAGCAGGCCAAACCAGAGGCCCCCAAGCAGGCCAAACAGGUGGCCAGCGAGUCCCCCAAGCAGGCCAAACCAGAGGCCCCCAAGCAGGCCAAACCAGAGGCCCCCAAGCAGGCCAAGCCGGUGGCCAGCGAGGCCCCCAAGCAGGCCAAGCCGGUGGCCAGCGAGGCCCCCAAGCAGGCCAAACCAGAGGCCCCCAAGCAAGCCAAACCAGAGGCCCCCAAGCAGGCCAAAACGGAGACCCCCAAGCAGGCCAAAGCGGAGGCCACGGAGGCGCCUAAACCAGCUUCUGGGACUCCUAAACAGCCCAAACCUGCGACUGUCGAGGCCCCCAAGCAGGCUAAACCAACGGCUUCUGAGGCCCCUAAAGCAACUGAGACUCAACAAUCCAAAGCAACAGCCGUUGAAGCGCCCAAGCAGGCCAAACCUUCUGGUGCUGAGACUCCUAAAAUGGCAAACCACACUGAUGAGGCACCUAAACCAGUCCAAAAACCCACUGAGGCUCCCUCAAAACCAGCUCCAGUUGAGCCCAUUGUUCCACCUCCGGCCCCCCGUAAACUCACUUUUGCCGAGGCGGUUGCAAAACCUGCACCCGUCAAGCCAGAGGCUGAGAAAAUCAGUGCGGCUCCCUCUAAUCAGGUGCUGUCGUCUAACGCUGCACAAACCCCAGCCAAGGCGGAGCCCGCGAUCAAGAUCGACAAUGGGUCUGGCACAGAGUCGGACAGUGAUGACUCAGUUCCUGAGCUGGAAGAACAGGACUCAGCACAGACACAAACACAACAAGCUCAGCUUGCAGCAGCUGCUGAAAUAGACGAGGAGCCUGUAAGCAAAGCCAAACAGAGCCGCAGCGAAAAGAAGGCCCGAAAGGCGAUGUCAAAGCUCGGACUUAGGCAGGUAACAGGGGUCACUAGAGUCACCAUUCGCAAGUCCAAGAACAUCUUGUUCGUCAUCACCAAACCAGACGUCUACAAGAGCCCUGCGUCAGAUACAUACAUCGUCUUCGGCGAAGCUAAGAUUGAAGAUCUUUCUCAGCAAGCCCAGCUGGCUGCUGCAGAAAAGUUCAAGGUCCAGGGAGAAGCCACAGCAAAGAUCCAGGACAACACGCAGACGCCCACAGUACAGGAGGAAAGCGAAGAGGAAGAGGUUGAUGAGACCGGAGUUGAGGUGAAGGACAUUGAACUCGUCAUGUCACAAGCUAACGUCUCACGGGCAAAGGCUGUACGCGCCCUGAAAAACAACAACAACGACAUUGUCAACGCUAUUAUGGAGUUGACGAUGUAACGGGAUCCGGUCAACAAAACUUUGAAGAAAGGUUGCUGAUUAAAUCAAAGCUCGUUUAUACAAUUUAUACCAAGAUGGAAAUAAAGUUGUGGCUUGAUGAAAUUAAAAUCUGGCAUUUAUUGAGAUUCUUGGGGCAACCAGGGGGAUUUCAUCUUGACUGUAGGUAUGAUUGGCCUGAGAAGAUGGACAUGGAAGUCUACAUCUGAUGGAGUAUAGUAACUUAUUUUAGAAACCAACAGGUUUUCAAAGGUCUGGCAUCUCUGUUGUCGCUCAUCUGUCCAAAAAAAAAAGAUUAUGGCACUUUUCCUUUGUCCCCUGGCGAAGUCUCUCUCAUCGUCCAAUGAAAGAGUCCAAAUUGUUUUCAUAAAGGGCUUAGAAGUCCUAUUCAGAGAAAUGGACAGAGUUCCAGCUGAGAUCAUUAAUGUAGUCCCUCUGUAACAUUAUCCGAUCCUCCAGCUGAGAAAUGAUUGUUUCCUUUACUGUUCUAGUCACCUCUGUCUGUAUUUGUCUGAUUUUGUUAACGCUGUAAAGACCAAAUGCCCCGACGUGUAAAACCCCGGUAUUAAAAAUUGCUGUACUUGCA
Fundulus heteroclitus (mummichog) is the source of this 3536-nucleotide messenger RNA. It is a transcript of the gene naca, whose product is annotated as nascent polypeptide associated complex subunit alpha. Gene Ontology annotation, cellular component: cytoplasm; nascent polypeptide-associated complex; nucleosome. The record is from RefSeq and is a predicted model, not a curated record. Lineage: Eukaryota; Metazoa; Chordata; Actinopteri; Cyprinodontiformes; Fundulidae. Gene Ontology annotation, molecular function: DNA binding; structural constituent of chromatin. The coding region runs from base 110 to 2953 and encodes 947 amino acids. The transcript is spliced from 10 exons. Gene Ontology annotation, biological process: protein targeting to membrane; nucleosome assembly.